Messenger RNA from Chelonus insularis, 1055 nucleotides. RefSeq names its product INO80 complex subunit E. Gene Ontology annotation, cellular component: nucleus; Ino80 complex. The transcript is spliced from 3 exons. Lineage: Eukaryota; Metazoa; Arthropoda; Insecta; Hymenoptera; Braconidae. Bases 122 to 838 code for a protein of 238 amino acids. Gene Ontology annotation, biological process: chromatin remodeling. The record is from RefSeq and is a predicted model, not a curated record.
GUUUAUUUAUGCUCAUAAUAAUCAAUCUCCACAAACAUUCACUAAACAUAACGAAUUUUUGGAAUCAACGAGUAAAUAAAAUCAUAAUACUCAUUUAAAAUACAUAUUAAUUGAAUGAUCAAUGUUGGAAGGAUGGUAUUGUCGAUCUAUUGCAAACAACAAUGCAGAAGUCGAGGAUGACGAAGAAGACAGUCCGGAAGAAAUUCCUAAUUACAAGGAGCAAUAUCGAAAUUUGAAAAGAAAACUUAAAUUUUUAAUUUACGAAAAUGAAUGUUUUCAAGAAGCUUUACGAUCAACCCAACGGAAGCUAUUGAAAGUAAACAGGGAUAAAAGUUUUCUUUUAGACCGUUUGCUCCAAUAUGAAAAAGUAGAUGCAUCCUUCAGUGAAAGUGAUGAAACUGAAUCUUCAGAAGAUGAAGUGUCACGGCUAGAUACUUCCAAAAAGAAAAAAAUUGAAAUAAACAUGAAUAAUCAUACUCCUCAUGGCCCGCCAACGACAAUGAAACCUUUAAGUACAACAAAAAAGAAAAAAUCAACUCCAAAGGCUCCUAAAGUUCCACAUAAUCCACCAACAACUGUUCAAACGUCGAAUAAUGUCAUGUCAAUGGUUUCCAUGAUGUCUGACGGACAUAUGACUCCUGAAGAAGUUGAGCGGCAUUUGGAAUCGCGUCAAACGUACCUGGAAUUGGUACCUGAAAAGGCACCACCCACUGUUCCAACUGAAAUGUUUAGCAAUGAUCCAUCAUUGGACAGUGAAUCAAAUGAAGUCGGUGAACUUGAAACAUCUCCAAGUAAUAUUGGUGAAGAUUGUUUAAGCGUCGAUAUGAUGGCAGAAUAAUUUUUCCUGUUAACUUAUCAAUUUUAACUCUAUUAUUACUAAAAUAAUGUGAAUUGAUUAAAUUAUAUUUCUUUUAAGUUAAUUUUGGCAUAUCGUAAGAUGAAAUUUUUAAAUAAAACAAUUUCUUUAGAAAGAAAAUAAGUAAAAAUAAAAUAUUUCAAGUAUGCCAAAAGUAUUCUGAAUGCACAAAAUUCUGACGAAAUAUUGAUAAUACACU